UAGUUGGUGAUCUUUCGCCGAGAGCGCAGCACGCAGCACGCAUCCCCAAUCGCAGUCGCAGGAAGCAGCGGCACCCAGAGUUGGCAACAACUUCUCGUGGCUCCCAGUCCGUUUGUGUUUUUUCUGCCUCCGUUCCGGCUUCUUCCGCGUCCCAAAAUCGGUUCUAACUCACUUAACAGCGGUGCAGACCGACCGAGUAUUCGAACCGCGAAUAAUUGCAUAAUUACAAGAUUUUCAAAAUAUAUUCAAGAGUGCUGCGAGUGCGAAAAUAAAUGAGAAUUCAUUUCCGAGUCUGCUGAAUCAUCGCAUAUAGACUGCUCUACGUAUACGAAAAUCAGUUUUCAUAGCCUUCGCGCCCGUCCACGUCAUCGACGAAAAACAUAUAAAACUAAUUUUCGAAUCCAAUCGAAAAACUAACAACCUAACCGUAAACAAGUGCGAAAGAACUGCGCCAAAAUGUCAAAGAAUAACGGAAAGGGCGGCAAAGGCGAAUUCGAAUUCCCGCAGCCAGCGAAGAAGCAAACCUUCUCGCAAAUGAUCUACGAUCCCCAGGAUGGAACCUUUUUCGGACGUACCGGCAAAAGUUGGAGUCAGCUAAUGCUGUUCUACACGAUCUUCUACAUCGUGCUGGCCGCCCUCUUCACCAUUUGCAUGCAGGGUCUGUUGUCCACCGUCAACGAUGAGGAACCCAAGUGGAAGCUGGACGACUCGAUCAUUGGCACCAAUCCCGGCCUGGGAUUCCGACCCUUGAGUGAGCAGACCGAGCGUGGAUCGGUGAUCUCCUUCGACGGCAAGAAGGAUGCCGAGAGUAAUUACUGGAUCGAGCUGAUUGAUGACUUCCUAAAGGACUACAACCACACCGAGGGUCGAAAGAUGCAGCACUGCAGCUUCGGACAGACCCGCAAUCACUCAGAUGUUUGCGUGGUCAACAUCGAUCUGUUUGGCAGCUGCUCGAAGAACAACAGCUACGGCUAUAAGACGAACCAGCCUUGCAUAUUCCUUAAGCUGAACAAGAUCUAUGGCUGGGAGCCGCAGGUUUACGAGGAGGAGCAGAAGGGCAUGCCAGAUGAUCUGAAGAAGGUGAUCAAUGAGACGAAGAAGGAGGAGCGCCAGCAAAUCUGGGUGAGCUGCAACGGACACUUGGGCAAGGAUAAGGAGCACUUCGAGAACAUCAGGUACUUCCCCACCCAGGGAUUCCCCAGCUACUACUACCCGUACGAGAACCAACCAGGCUAUCUGAGUCCCCUCGUCGCCGUGCAGUUCAACUCGCCGCCAAAGGGUCAAAUGUUGGAUGUGGAGUGCCGUGCCUGGGCCAAGAACAUCCACUACAGCGGCAGUGCCCGCGAUCGCAUGGGGUCCGUGACCUUCCAGGUCAUCGUGGACUAGGUCGCCAACUUGUGAUCGCAACAAAAAUAAAAACAACACUAGCCGUACACUGGGCGAGGAUACGGCAACCAAGUCGGAGACCAAUUACCACUUGCCUUACUGCAAGAGAUACACACAUAUGCGUACAUAGAUAUAUAUAUAUAUGGAAAAGCUAGCGACCUUAGGUUCUCGAGUGCAUUGUAUAUAUUUAUACGAAAUAUUGAUCCGACCGUCAAUUGAGUUCUGAACAUCUGGCCUGACAUGAAAAUAGAAAAGUCGAAAAUCUUGAAAUUAAAGUUCAAUCCGUACACACGCAAUUGUUGUUAUAGCUUUUAGCUUGUCUAUUGCUAUCGGUUAUUAUUAUUAAUAUUUAUCUUAUUAUUUCAUAACGAAAUCUUGUAAAUUUUAUCAUUAUUUUCUGUCAGUUGUAUUUAGUUUUUAUUUAUAAAUGUUAAAGAAUGCCCGAAAAACUCUUUGUUUCCUGCACACAGCCCUGGGCUUGUUCAAUUUGUACAAAGAAGUAACUAAAUAAAUUAAAAUUGUUAAACGUAUGCAAGUAACGGAAAAA
Drosophila subpulchrella is the source of this 1933-nucleotide messenger RNA. RefSeq names its product sodium/potassium-transporting ATPase subunit beta-1. Gene Ontology annotation, molecular function: ATPase activator activity. The transcript has 4 exons. Gene Ontology annotation, cellular component: sodium:potassium-exchanging ATPase complex. Gene Ontology annotation, biological process: sodium ion export across plasma membrane; intracellular sodium ion homeostasis; potassium ion import across plasma membrane. The record is from RefSeq and is a predicted model, not a curated record. Lineage: Eukaryota; Metazoa; Arthropoda; Insecta; Diptera; Drosophilidae. The coding region runs from base 457 to 1386 and encodes 309 amino acids.